UCGGUACUCGAUGACGGUCUUAUGUUUAGUUCAUGCGGUUUAUUUAAAGUAGCGACUAAAACAGCAUAGAUUUGACGUGUAGGACGCGACCGCCUCCUUCUUUCAUCGUUUAGCUUCGCAUUUGAGCCGUUGAGUUUCACAGGAAUGCAUGUGGCCGUGCUUCUGUUUGCUGCGGCGCUACCGCUGACCACCGUGGCCCUCGACAAUGGACUGAUGAAGACCCCUCCCAUGGGCUGGUUGGCGUGGGAACGAUUUCGCUGUGAUGUUGACUGUGAACAUGACCCCAAGAACUGCAUCAGUGAGAAUCUCUUCAUUGACAUGGCAGACAGACUCGCAGAGGACGGCUGGAAGGAACUUGGCUACGUCUAUGUGAAUAUAGACGACUGCUGGUCCUCCAUGGACAGAGAUAAGGAGGGACGGCUGCAGUCUGACCCAAAAAGAUUCCCGGGAGGCAUCCACAAGCUGGCUCGCUACGUGCACGACAGAGGACUCAAGCUGGGGAUCUAUGGGGACAUGGGCACGCACACCUGCGGGGGCUACCCCGGCACGCCGCUGGACAAGAUCAAGAUCGAUGCUCAGACCUUCGCAGACUGGGAGGUGGAUAUGUUAAAAUACGACGGCUGUUAUUCUAAUGUCACAGAGCAGGAGCAGGGUUACCCUCUUAUGUCAGAAGCUUUGAAUGCGACGGGUCGCCCCAUCGGCUACUCCUGCAGCUGGCCCGCCUACCAGGGAGGUCUACCCCCGAAGGUAAACUACACACAGCUGGGCAAGAUCUGCAACCUGUGGCGUAACUAUGGCGACAUCCAGGACUCCUGGGACAGCGUCCUGAACGUUAUUGACUGGUUCUUUAAUAACCAGGAAGUCCUCAUACCUGCAGCAGGACCUGGAAGAUGGAACGACCCCGACAUGCUGUUAAUAGGCGACUUUGGCCUCAGCAUGGACCAGUCUCGUGCACAGAUGGCUCUGUGGGCAAUCAUGGCUGCUCCGCUUUUCAUGUCCAAUGACCUUCGCACCAUCAGCAGCGGGGCCCGCAGCAUCCUGCAAAACAAAAUGGCCAUCACCAUCAACCAGGACCCAAUGGGCAUUCAGGGAAGACGGAUCGUAAAGGAGAAAAAUGGCAUUGAGGUGUUCUGGCGCCCCCUGUCAAGCAACGCCAGCGCUCUGGUGUUCUUCAGUCGCCGAAAGGACAUGCCCUUCCGCUACCAGACUUCCCUCAGCAAACUCAACUACACGACUGGCAGCUACAAGGCCUUUGAUGUAUUCGCUGAGAAGACUGUGAUGCUGAAAGACUCCACUGACUUCGUGGUGUCAGUGAACCCCUCCGGCGUGGUCAUGUGGUAUCUCUCCGCUCCAGCCAAACGUCACCUCCGGCAGUUCUACAAAGGUGGCCGAAGCCGUGAUGAAGGAAACGCCAUUCCUUCUUUCAUCCUCUGACCUCCCACUGUCUUAACUUCCUCUUAUAUUUGUCACUGAUCUGAUGCUGGAAGAGUGUGUUUGUCAGUGAACCCCCUUAAGGUCCAAUGACAGCAGUGUUAUAAACUGAGAUUGUCAGUGAUUCCUCUCUCUCUCUCUCUAAUUCUGCACUGCAACAUGAAUCAAAUGAAGAGGUUGAUAUGGGACACAUGUUGCUGUAUUUUGUUGUUCCAAAAACAUUGAAGUCUAUCAAAGGCCAAUGGAUGCAACUUUUUUUUUUUAAGCACAUUGCUUUCGUUUUUAAGGAUACAUGUUUUAUUCUGUCAAGAUUCUGACAUUGCGCUGCUCAGGUAAAUUUUAACGUUUGUGUUUAAGAAAUGAAAAAUAAAUGAGUCAAUGAAUGUCUUUAAUGGAAUAAAAUGGUGUUUUUUUUCCUGUGAAGAAACUGUC
This is a messenger RNA of Solea senegalensis (Senegalese sole), 1863 nucleotides long. RefSeq names its product N-acetylgalactosaminidase, alpha (gene naga). Gene Ontology annotation, cellular component: cytoplasm. Bases 145 to 1434 code for a protein of 429 amino acids. Gene Ontology annotation, molecular function: alpha-galactosidase activity. NCBI's taxonomy places the organism in Eukaryota, Metazoa, Chordata, Actinopteri, Pleuronectiformes, Soleidae. The transcript is spliced from 9 exons. The record is from RefSeq and is a predicted model, not a curated record. Gene Ontology annotation, biological process: glycoside catabolic process; glycosylceramide catabolic process; oligosaccharide metabolic process.